Molecule: messenger RNA, 1305 nt
Organism: Paramecium tetraurelia
Lineage: Eukaryota; Ciliophora; Oligohymenophorea; Peniculida; Parameciidae
Exons: 5
Source: RefSeq, a predicted model, not a curated record
AUGUAUUAUCCGACUUGUUAACCAUAUUAAUCUUGUCACAUCCCUUUAACUUAGUGUGUGACCUAAUAAUAAUGCUUGGUCUAAACGACUCAACCCGAUAUUAAUGGAGCUAUCAUAAAUGAAAGAGAAUAGUUAAGAAUGCAAUUAAUGGAAUUGGAAGACAGAUAUCACAUAGAUAUUGAAGAAUUGAAAAUCAAUCUUCUAUCUGAAAGUGAAAGGAUUCUAUAAAAAUCUUUAAAUGAAUUGGUUUAAUAAUAUGAACCUUAAAUUCACUAAAAGGAUUCUCAAAUUAAUGUAUUAACUCAGAAAUUGCAAGCAGCCGAAAGCACAUUAGAAUCAGUCUAAGUAGAGAACUCAAAAUUGAAAGAAGUUAUAUUUAAAAAAAAGGAUAAAAUCAAGUAUUUUAAAUAAGAAAUGGAAAAUUAAAAUAAUUUUCAUAUUCAGAAGCUAAAUGAAUAAGAAUAAUUUUGGAGAGAGAGAUUGAAUAAAGAAUUAAAUUAAUAAAAACAAGUAUUACUUUAAGAAUUCUAAUUUGAAAAGAAAUCAUUAGAAGAAUAAAUAUAUAAAUUAAAAUCUUAAUUGGCUUUAUUUGAUGAAAAAUAUCAACAAAUUUUAUUUGAAUUAGAAAAAAUCAAAUAAUAAUUAUAAGAGAAAACACAUGAAUGUGAGGAAUGGAAAACCAAAUGCAGAAGAUUGGAACACAUGGAGUCAAUCAAACCAUAAACUUUAGAACAUUCUCCAUCUCGAGAUAGAAUAUUGGAAUUAAGAAUUGAACAAUUAGAAAGAGAAAUUAGAGUCAAGGAUGCCAAAUUGGCAAAGAAGAAGGAAAAGGUACAGACAGUUAUUUAGCAUGUUCCUUAAUAAGUGAUCGUUGAAAAACCUAUUGAAAGAAUUAUAGAAAUUGAAAAGAUUGUCCCAGUCGAAAGAAUCAUCAGAGAAAGAGUACCUGCUAGAUAGCCAAUUGUGGUUUAAUAAAAUAUUUAAAAGAAAGUCGAAAGUGAAUCUGAUGAUGAGGAAUUAACGGAGGAAAUCAGAGUGUUAAAGAGAAAGAUUGUAGAAUUACAAUAAGUAAUUGCUAAUCUUAAAGCUUAACUGGAUGAUUCACUAAAUGAAAGAGAUGAUCUACAACAUAAUUAUGAGAUCUUGUUGGCCAAGGUGAGACAACUGGAAGAUUUAUUGCGUAGUAGGAAUAGGGAACUCUAAGAUAAAGUUAGCUCCUUAUAGAAUGUCAAAAAGGAUGAGGACAAAAUUAUCGUUCAUGUGAACUAGGGUAAAAAUAAAACGAGUCAUGUUGUAAAAAGAUGA